AAUUCGUAAUAACUAGUUUUGUUUCUAUACUUAGAAAUAUAGUAAAUUAGUUCUAGACUAGUGACUAGUCUUAGUCUUAGUGACACUAGACUCUAGACUGACUAGAGUGUAGUCUUUACUUAGUGACUAGAGUAGUCUUAGACAUUAGUUAGUACUCGCAAGUACUGGGAACUUUGAAUGAUGAAUGUGAUACUCAGAUACUGAGAUAGGACCUAGGCCCUAGGCUUAGCUAGAAUCUAAUACAGAGGUGAGACGUUACUUCAACGGCCCAAUGCCGAUCCUGAUAUAAUAUAGAUCUAGAUAGAUCUAGACUAUUCUUGAGACUUUAGAACUCUAUAGAGUAGUCUAGAGUCUAUAUAGAUAUAUAGUCAAUAUAGAUUAUAGAUAUAAUCUAGAUUAUUUCUAGAUCUAGGCUUUCUAGAUCUAGAAUCUAAACUAGACUUGUCACUAGUGACGUCACACUAAAGUACAGCGUACCGACAAUAACAGUGUCCGCCUAGCUACUAACAGUAACACGCUCUUAUUCUUAUAUGACAGUGGUGACUAGAAUCUCAACUGUUUGUAUAAACAUAGAUUAUGUAGUAGGUGAAACGCGAGACACAUGAAUACCGAUAAGAGAUAGAUCUACGAGUAAUUCUAAAAUCAGUAAAAAUGUCUGGAACUGUUAAACCUUUGCCUUUAGGCCUAAAGCUAACAUGGAGUGCUGCCAUUUAUGACCCUCGACCCACGGACCUUAUUUUGUUGGUACAAGACAUUGCAUUCGGUGUUCACAAGGAUGUCCUGCAGACCAACUGUGACUAUUUCAGAGCAAUGUUUACCUUACAGAUGGUGGAACUUACAAAAGAUAUCAUAACUCUGAAUCUGUUCCAGCCCAAACCCUUUCAAAUUCUUUUAGAAAGUUUCUACUCAGGCUAUCUGCAGCCAACAGAGGACAACAUCUUUUCAUUGUGUGAGACAGCACAGAUGUUGCAGGUCUCUUCAUCACUUCUCUCCAAGUGCUCCAACUUUCUCUUAAGUUGGAUAAACUGUGACUCUGUUUUUGACAUAAUGUUCUGGAGUAACAGCACUACACUCUAUUUACCCGAGGUGCACAGUGCAGCUAAGAGGUAUGCACUGGCUCACUUUUCAGACCUGCUCAAGUCAGAUGUGCUUCACAAGCUAUCUCUGGAGGAACUUUGCAUUUAUUUGUCUGAUAAAUAUUUGGUGGUUGAGAAAGAGGUUGAGGUUGUAGGUGCUUUACGAACAUGGUUUCAACAUAAUGAUCAGGUGCCUACACACACAGUCAGUGACAUUGUUUUGAAAUGUGUUCACACACAUGAAACUCCUAGCUCCAUUCAACAUGUUGUCAAAGCACUGAUUGAUUCUGAUGAGUCACAUUUAAAUGAUAUUAGUGUUUUCUUUAAAGAACGUCAAAAGCUUCAUGAUAUUUUUAUGUUCUGGUCGCUGUCAGACUCUGGUGUAUCAACUGGAUAUGGGGAUGUUUUUCGUGUUUCUCCCAGCACAUGGCAAGCUUCCAAGUAUGACAAUAUGGAUGCAGUAGAAGCUUUACCUGUGUCUGAUAUGGGAACUGCAGUCUGCUGUGUAGCUUCUGUCGUCUAUUUAUCAGGCGGGGGGAACAAGUUUGGGGCUGUCAAUUGGAUAAGAGAUAUUUGGAUGUUUGACUUCUCUCUCCCAGUUGAGCGUUGGACAGCUGUGGGCAAGUUGACAGAAUCAAGACGUCACCAUGCCAUGGUCAGUGUGGAAAACUGUCUCUUUAUAUUUGGUGGGUUUGGAAAGUUUCGAGUCAGAAACAUAAAGCUUGAGUGUUUUCACCUCUCAACAGGUUUGUGGGAAGUCUUACCAGUAAUGCCAGAGCAUGUGGUAUCACCAGCAGCAGUGACCAGUGGCAAAACUAUUUAUUACCUUGGUAAAGGGCAGACAAUUUACAGUUUCAAUACCAUAGUCAAGUCCUGGACAUGCUACCAAUGCCAAAGCCUCCCUUCACCUGGUGUGAUGUCUGUGGCUAUGCAUGUUGACCCAAGGAAAUCAAAUAGUUUUCUAGGUUUGUUCAGUGGAGAUGGCAAAUGUUGUUUACAGUCCUUCCAUUUGGAUGAUCCAAUUGUCCAGGCUAGAGAAGAGUGCAGCCUGAGUCUGGACAGCAAUUUGACCUUUGCUGGGUCAGUCAUUUCUGGUGCAAACAUGCUCCUGUUUUUCUAUACUUCCAAGGAGGAUACCACUCGUUCCUCAGGCACAAGUGAAUCUUUGAUAGUGAGGAGCUUUUGUUUACAGACAGGGCUGUUAACUGAUAGUCAAGUAAUAACAGGUGUUUGUAAUGCAUUGUCUAUUGUGUGUUUGCCCCACAUUCCAGUGACCCAAUGUCUCCUGUUGUCACCUAAUUCAGACAAAUAGAAUAAUCUCAUAGGUUGUUAAUAACAAAUUCUUUAAUGUGCAUUUUAUUUGUGUCCAAGACUAGGACUGCUUUAUUGAUCCUUAUGGACAUUUGUUGUGAUUACAAGGACCUUUUUCUCUUUUCUAUUUGAAAUCAUCAAUGUAUGUUGCCUAUUGUUUUUUUUUAAAUGCACUGUACUAAAUAAGUCAGUAAUCAUUCUGAAUUUUUUUUUUUAAAGAUAACAUACUGUAAACCUGAUAAUUUUGUAAAGCCUUAAUGUGUUUCAUUAUUGUGUUUUAAUAUAGUGAUGCAUGCAUGAAUGAAUUUAUGAAUGCCCUUGUUUUCUUGAAAUAAAAACAAGAUAACCAACUAAA
This is a messenger RNA of Biomphalaria glabrata, 2742 nucleotides long. RefSeq names its product kelch-like protein 4. The coding region runs from base 652 to 2388 and encodes 578 amino acids. The transcript has 4 exons. Lineage: Eukaryota; Metazoa; Mollusca; Gastropoda; Planorbidae. The record is from RefSeq and is a predicted model, not a curated record. Gene Ontology annotation, molecular function: protein binding.